AUGAACCACUUGACCGAUCUGCCCUCUUCAGUGGAAAUGGACCCUGAGGAGUUUGACGGCUGGACAGUAGUUGUGUGUGUGAUCCUGGGUCUGUCCUUCCUGAUAGGAGCUCCGGGGAACCUGCUGGUGAUCUGGACUAUCCUGAGACAUGUCAAGCAGCGCUCCCACACUGUGCUGCUCAUCCUGCACCUGGCUGUUGCUGACCUGCUGGUCCUCAUCACCCUACCUCUUUGGAUCUACUCCCUGGCUGGCACCUUGGUGUUUGGAGGAGCCUUCUGCAUGGCCUUGGUGUACAUUGUCUAUGUCUGCAUGUUCAGCAGCAUAUUCUUUAUCACCCUUAUGAGUGUGGAACGCUAUUUAGCCAUCUGUCAUCCAUUUUUAAUGAUGCGCUGGAAGAACAAGAGCAUUAUGAACACAUGUCUCGCACUUCUUUGGUUCCUCGCAUUACUUCUAGGAGUGCCUGCAUUACUGACCGCACCUAUGGAUGAAAGCGAUGUAGCUGAGUCGUGUUUCAUCAAGGAAUUCAGCUCUGUGACUCAAGCGAUCAUCUUGUUAUGUUUGGAGUCCUUGGCAGGUUUUGUAGUCCCUUUUGUCAUUCUAAGUAUCUGUUACUGUCUAGUAGCUGCCCAGCUAAGGAAAAUGAAUUACAAUUCCAAACUAAAAUCUAUGUUGCUUGUGCACGCUGUGAUGAUAGCCUUCACAUUGUGCUGGUUGCCUUGGCAUAUCAUCAACAUUAUUGAUAUGGUUUGCAUCCUAAAUUCAGGCACAGAUCAUGAAUGUGUGCAAGAGAGUGUUGUCUUCACCUCUGGAGCUCUUGUUUUUAUCAGCAGUUCAGUGAAUCCUAUAUUAUACGUCCUCUUCGCAAGGAACUUACGAGGGAGUUUGGAGCGGUCCCCUCUGGUCAGGCUUUUCCAGGAAAUGGUCACUCACACCAACAAACUCAGAGAGCUGGUAAUACAACAUCAGACAGGCCAGAGGGCAGCAAACACACAGUUGGAGCUGAUGAGCGACUCAGAAACUAAUUGAAUCCCUGGAACUGUGAUGCUGGGGAAACGUGACAUUUUUAUAUUGCAGUUUAUUAUGGGACUAUUCUUCAUUAUGAAGGCCUUUAUACGAUCGAAGGCCUUGAAAGACUGUACAGUAUGUCACAUGCACUUAAUGCAGUCUCAUCAUAGAAACAAGCCUUCUC
Molecule: messenger RNA, 1189 nt
Organism: Notothenia coriiceps (black rockcod)
Lineage: Eukaryota; Metazoa; Chordata; Actinopteri; Perciformes; Nototheniidae
Product: leukotriene B4 receptor 1-like
Exons: 1
Coding region: 1-1026 (341 amino acids)
Biological process (GO): cell chemotaxis; positive regulation of cytosolic calcium ion concentration; calcium-mediated signaling
Cellular component (GO): membrane; external side of plasma membrane
Molecular function (GO): C-C chemokine receptor activity; C-C chemokine binding
Source: RefSeq, a predicted model, not a curated record